Messenger RNA from Nematolebias whitei (Rio pearlfish), 3006 nucleotides. Its product is annotated as bromodomain-containing protein 1. The record is from RefSeq and is a predicted model, not a curated record. Gene Ontology annotation, cellular component: MOZ/MORF histone acetyltransferase complex. Gene Ontology annotation, biological process: regulation of transcription by RNA polymerase II. NCBI's taxonomy places the organism in Eukaryota, Metazoa, Chordata, Actinopteri, Cyprinodontiformes, Rivulidae. Gene Ontology annotation, molecular function: protein binding.
CCAACAGGGAGACGCUCACCUACGCUCAGGCUCAGCGGAUGGUGGAGCUGGAGGUGGACGGCCGAGUGCACCGCCUCGGCAUCUAUGACAAGCUGGACGUCAUCGCCGACGAAGACCCCAUAGCCCAGGAGAUCACCGAGUGCAACAGCAACAAGGAGAACAACGAGAAGCCCCAGCAGGUCCUGGUUCGCUCCGUGCGCCUGAAAAUUAACCAGCAGAAGAAGAAGCCUGCUCUCUCCACGCCGCACAGCAACAGCCCUAGCAACAGCACCGGCAACCUUCUGGAGCCAAAAGUCAGGACGGUUGAAUACAAUCUGCCGGUGGUGCCAAAACGGCCGUCACUUUAUUACAAAUACACAGAGAAGACGGCAGAGGAGCUGGACGAGGAGGUGGAGUACGACAUGGACGAGGAGGACUACGCCUGGCUCGAACUCAUGAACGAGAAGAGGAAAAGUGAGGGUGUCAGCCAGGUGUCCCACAACCUGUUUGAGUUCCUCAUGGACCGCUUUGAGAAGGAGUCCUUUUCAGCCACUCAGGGUCAGAGUGACCUGCAGUCACAGGUGGACGAAGACGCCGUCUGCUGCAUCUGCAUGGAUGGAGACGGAGCCGACAGCAACGUCAUCCUCUUCUGUGACUCGUGCAACAUCGCCGUGCACCAGGAGUGCUACGGCGUGCCCUACAUCCCUGAGGGUCAGUGGUUGUGUCGCCACUGCCUGCAGUGUCCGUCGCGGCCGGCGGAGUGCCUCUUCUGCCCCAACCGAGGAGGAGCUCUGAAGAAGACGGACGAUGACCGCUGGGGUCAUGUGGCGUGCGCUCUGUGGGUGCCUGAAGUCGGGUUCUCUGACACGGUUUUUAUCGAGCCCAUAGACGGGGUCCGCAACAUUCCUCCUGCCCGCUGGAAGCUCACCUGCUACCUGUGCAAGGCCAAGGGGGCUGGCGCUUGUAUACAGUGUGACAAAAUCAACUGCUACGCCGCCUUCCACGUCAGCUGCGCCCAGAAGGCCGGCCUCUUCAUGAGGAUGGAGCCUGUGAGAGAACUGAGCCAGUCCGGUGCCAGCACCUUCUCUGUGAAAAAGACCGCCUACUGCUGCAGCCACACGCCGCAGGGCUGCGACCGCCGGCCCCUCAACAUCUACCACGAGCCUCACCCCAAAAACGGAGCCUGUCCUAAGAGGUCUGACAAGAGGGGCAAGGCUCGGUCCAAGGGCUGGCACAAGAAAAAGAUGAGGAAAGCAGAAGCUGAAUGUGAGACCCCAGCUACCUGUGGGCCUAGCAUCACUGCUUCAAGUUUCGACACGAUCCUGAACCAAGUGGCCGUUCAGAGAAAGCGUCAGUUUGUUGAGCUGGUUCUGAGCUACUGGGGGCUGAAGAGGCAGUCGAGGAACAACGUCCCCCUGAUCCGCCGGCUGCAGGCCAACCCUCAGCCCUCUAAAGCCCGACAGCACGCGGACCGCGUGGAGACGAACCAGGCGCUGAGAGAGCAGCUGAAGGUGUGGCACCGCCUCCGCCACGACCUGGAGCGCGCUCGACUCCUGCUGGAGCUCAUCAGGAAGAGGGAGAAGCUGAAGAGGGAGGAGCUGAAGCUGCAGCAGUCGGUUCUGGAGGUCCAGCUGACCCCCUUCAGCAUCCUGCUGAGGGCCGUUCUCAGUCAGCUGCAGGCCAAGGACCAGUCCAGCAUCUUCGCUCAGCCCGUCAGCAUCACGGAGGUCCCUGACUACCUGGACCACAUCAAGAACCCCAUGGACUUCUCCACCAUGAGGAAACGAAUCGACUCUCAUGACUACAGGAGCCUGGAUGAGUUUGAGGACGACUUCAACCUUAUCAUCACUAACUGCAUGACGUACAACGCCAAGGACACGUUCUUCUACAAGGCCGCUCAGCGCAUGCAGGACUACGGAGGAGUCAUCCUCCGGAGAGCCCGCAAAGAGUCCGACAGGAUCGGCUUUGACUUCCCCAGCUGCCUGCACUCGCCUGAAGCCCCUAAGUUGGAGCCACCACCUCACUUCUCCUGGGAAGAUGUGGACCGCCUGCUGACCCCCUCCUACCAUCAGCUGACCCCACUGAAGGAUCAGCUGAAGGAGCUCUUGGAGAAGCUGGACCUGAGCACUGCCAUGAAGAACAGCCCAUCCCGCAGUAAGAGGCUCAAACUGCUCAAAAGAACUAUAAUGGCGGUCCGCAGUGAGAUCAGCUUGAAGAACGCCCCCCCACCACCGCCCUCCACCUCAGGUGCAGUAACAGCUGCCAGUCAGUCAGAGGAGGAGCCACCACCAGAAGCCCGAGCGCACCCCCUACCUCCACCACCGUUAGAGCUAACUUCACCAUUUCAGCCUCAAAUGUCGCCCAGCAGCUCGGAGCCGCCUUCUCUCAAGCCCGUCCCCCCCUGUUCAGACGGGACCCUCAAGGAGAUCGAUGACGACUCCAACACAUCUACCUCAGUGCCUGUGAACAUUUGCAACGGGCACGUUCCAGACCAGCUCCUUCCCAACGGCAACGAUCACAUGGAACCAUCCAGAACUUGCAACCGACGGACCAACAUCCUCUUCCGAAAGUCCAAGAGUGCCAGUCCGCAGAAACCACCCGAGGGCCAAGAGGCAUCUGCUGUGUCGGCACCGCCUCCCCUGGGGGCCAAAACCUUCCUGUCCGUGGUGAUCCCUCGACUGGAGACACUCCUCUUGCCCAAGAAAAGAACUCGCCGAAGCAGUGCGGACAGCGAGGAGGACGAGGAGGCACCUGUGAAACGUCUCAGCACAGGAGUAAUGAACGGCUUUGUGACAGAGGAGAAGGUGGUGUCCUCGUCGCCUCGGCUGCUGGAGCCACGUCGCCGAUGUGCCUCAGAGUCCAGCAUUUCCUCCAGCGGCAGCAUCUUCUGUGGCACGGGUACCGUCAUCGUGUCCAAAGGCGGUAAAUGGCGACCGGCAGCAGCUCGACGAAACACUGUAGACGACAAAAGCACUCUGACCCGGGUGGAAAACGGAGAUCUCAGCAAUGCUACCAAUACCUGUUCAG